Dracunculus medinensis (Guinea worm) is the source of this 321-nucleotide messenger RNA. NCBI's taxonomy places the organism in Eukaryota, Metazoa, Nematoda, Chromadorea, Rhabditida, Dracunculidae. The record is from the annotation of a GenBank genome assembly.
AUGCAGAUCUUUGUGAAAACGUUAACUGGUAAAACGAUAACGUUAGAAGUUGAGGCAUCGGAUACAAUCGAAAAUGUGAAAGCAAAAAUUCAAGAUAAAGAAGGAAUUCCACCUGAUCAGCAAACAUUGUCGGAUUAUAAUAUUCAAAAGGAAUCAACAUUGCUCCGUGGCGGUAUGCAGAUUUUCGUGAAAACUUUAACGGGCAAAACAAUAACGCUUGAGGUGGAAGCCUCCGAUACAAUCGAAAAUGUGAAGGCAAAAAUACAAGAUAAAGAGGGAAUACCACCAGAUCAACAACGCCUUAUUUUUGCAGGUGAGUAG